GCAGCAGGCAGCAGGCACCAUGUCCUCUCAAGUUCAAUCCUCAGACCCCAGAGCCAAGGACCAGCAUGCCUCGGCCGCAGAGAGGUCACCCUUAGAGGCCAGUGCUGAAGCUAUUCACUUCCUCAACUCCCUCGGGAAGGAGGAGCUGCAGAUGCUGUUCUUCUCCGAGACUCUGGCCAUGGUCUCGAAUACAGGAGAGCCUCAGGGAGAGCUGACCAUCGAGGUGCAGAGCGGGAAACUAAAAGACAAGUUCGACGUCGUGUCACACUACCCCUUUGUGCACGCCUCCUGCAGAGGCUUCAUGGACAAAACCAUCUGCGGAAACUCUGUCCGAGGCUAUCUCUCGUGGAACUUGAGGACCAUAGAACAACAUAGUCAAGAGUUCAUCAAGUUCCACAUCCUCCCCAUGGAACGGAAGAUGAGUUUGCUGAAGGAAGAGGAUCGGCUGGUCAUGAACAGAAGUAUCAAGGAGGGUGAGGAAAUAAAAACCGAAGUGACUUUUAUCCCCUGGGACUCAACCGUGGGCUUCAUCUCCGAGGCUGCCAACCUGCUGUUGCUGAGGGUGAUGGCCUGGCGGCAGAUGGUACCCAACAAUGCCCGUUUCCUGGCCUUGGACACAGAGGGCAAACUCUGCUAUUCCACCUAUCAAGCCCUAGGCUCCCAGACCAUCCAGGUAGACCGUCAGCAGGCGGAAGUGUUCAUUGUGGAGCAGACUGUGCACUCAGAUCAGGGCAUCCCCACGUCCUGCCAGUUCUACCUGCUGUCUGAUGGGCAUCUGGCCAAGAGAAUCCAGGUGGGCUCCCCUAGCUACUGCUUGAUCACCAAGAUGCCCAGCUUGAGGGAGGAGGAUGAGAUGGAGCCUCAUCCGGUAUUUAAGAAGAAGCCCCUGAUGUGGGAGGAGGACAUGGAGCUCUACUCGAAGUUCCUGGACCGGAAGGAGCAGCUGCGUCUCAGCCACACCAGAUAUCUGCAGCAGCACCCCGACGCCCAAGCGCUUAUCUCGGACUUCCUGCUCUUCCUGCUGCUGCGCCAGCCGGCCGACGUGGUCACCUUCGCCGCCGAGCACUUCGGUCCCUUCGCCAUGCACCGCCCGCCCUCCCCGGCCUUGCGCUCCUCCAACCGACGCAGCCCCUUCCGCACGUUUCACACGGAGUCCAGCUAGACCCGCGGCGCGGCGCGCCGGGCCCCCGGGCGGGUACUGGGAAGGAAGCGGGGUGGCGGGUCUGGGACACCGCCGCACCCAGGAGGCGCGCCUUCCGGAUUGCGGUUUUGAUGGAAAUAAACGGAGCCCUCCAGGGAGUGAGAGCCAGAACCUUCUUCCUUGA
Messenger RNA from Pteropus alecto (black flying fox), 1325 nucleotides. RefSeq names its product ciliogenesis associated TTC17 interacting protein (gene CATIP). The record is from RefSeq and is a predicted model, not a curated record. The transcript has 10 exons. Gene Ontology annotation, biological process: cilium organization; actin filament polymerization. The coding region runs from base 20 to 1162 and encodes 380 amino acids. NCBI's taxonomy places the organism in Eukaryota, Metazoa, Chordata, Mammalia, Chiroptera, Pteropodidae.